AUGCGUCCAUCACAUCUCUGGACCUACGCCUUCAUGGUCGGCUCCUCCCUAGCCCAAGGUGACCUCGGUGCCCUACUCGCCUCCCAAGACGACCUCAGCACGCUUCUUGAGCUCGUUGGUCUUGUAGACGGCCUGGCAGAGACUCUCUCCGCCGCCUCAAACAUCACCAUCUUCGCCCCUACCAACCAGGCUUUUGCAGACGUGCCCCGAGACGUGCCCGAAGGAGAGGCCGUCGAGUACCGCAACAACACGAUUGCUAUUGCAGCACUCCUCGCCAACCACGUGUUCAAAGGCGUCUACCCUGCAGAAGUCAUCACGGAUGUUCCUACUUUUGCGCAGACACUGUUGGAUAGUUCGUAUGAGGAUUACAGACAACCGUUCUCCAACUUCACCGGCGGCGCGUACAACGGGCUUGUCAAGAACGGAGAGGAUGUAUGCGUCCUAUCUGGCGAGCAGACCAUUUCUACCGUAACCCAGGCAGACAUCAAACUCGGCGAAGGAAUCACCAUCCACAAAGUCGACACCGUCUUCUCCUUCGGCGCCCCCUUCCAACUCUUCACCUACCGCGCCGGCUACCUGGCCAUGAACGGCGCGCUCGAAGCCGCCAAACUCGCCAUCGACUUCGGUCUCGCAGGCCCGGAAUCCGUCGGCCUAAACGUCUCCGACUUCACCAUCUUCGUGCCCACCGACGAGGCGUUUGAAGCAAUCGGCUCCGUGGUCGAGGCCGUGGACCAGAAGACGUUGCAGGAUGUCCUCAAGUACCACAUCAUUCCCAACAACGUGAUUUUCUCGCCUAGCCUGGGUAAUGUUACGGUCAAGAGUCUUCAGGGUGUGGAUCUGGUGUUUACGGUGCUUGAGGAUGGGAGUGCGUGGGUUAAUGGGGCAAAGAUUGUUUUUGCCAAUACGAUCUUGUUUAAUGGGGUGGCGCAUGUUAUUGACAGUGUAUUGAGCCCCCUGCAACCCUUCGAUCGCGCUUCUCUAAAGCCUGCUGCGCCUGCUGCUGACCGCGUUGCCUUUGACGGCGCGACAUCCGUCUCUGCGCUACCGUUCACCAGUGCGUCCCUUGCUUUCGCUGGAGAUCUCAUGACGUUUACUACGACACCUGAGUUACUCAAGACGGUUGCUGCGCUUGCUACUCCUACAGCCGCUGCCAACGCUACCAAGACGGGAUCGCCCAUGGAGACUUUUACGGGUGCUGCUAGUGGGUUGCUUCCUGGUGCAGGUCUCGCUCUUGGCGCGGCUGUGGGUAUUGCAGCAGGACUUGUUUGA
Pyrenophora tritici-repentis Pt-1C-BFP is the source of this 1269-nucleotide messenger RNA. Its product is annotated as Secreted and surface protein containing fasciclin repeat. The record is from RefSeq and is a predicted model, not a curated record. Gene Ontology annotation, biological process: macroautophagy. Gene Ontology annotation, cellular component: fungal-type vacuole membrane. Lineage: Eukaryota; Fungi; Ascomycota; Dothideomycetes; Pleosporales; Pleosporaceae.